Messenger RNA from Purpureocillium takamizusanense, 1504 nucleotides. RefSeq lists its product as uncharacterized. Gene Ontology annotation, molecular function: transmembrane transporter activity. Gene Ontology annotation, biological process: transmembrane transport. Bases 125 to 1504 code for a protein of 459 amino acids. The record is from RefSeq and is a predicted model, not a curated record. NCBI's taxonomy places the organism in Eukaryota, Fungi, Ascomycota, Sordariomycetes, Hypocreales, Ophiocordycipitaceae. The transcript has 3 exons. Gene Ontology annotation, cellular component: membrane.
CGAUGUGUCGGCGGCGGAGGCAACAAGCCCGCUUGCCGCCGGCGCGGAAGAAGCGCUGGGCAUCUCGAAAUGGAGGCGCGUCACCGUCAUCGUGACGCUCGCGGGCAUCAGCUUCCUCAACACCAUGGGCUCCGGCAUCCUCAUCGCCGCCCUGCCCCGCAUCGCCGACGACGUGGGGCUCUCCGAGGCGCUGAUCCUCUGGCCGGCCGCCGUCUACGCCCUGGCCGCGGGCUGCCUGCUCCUCGUCUUCGGGGCCGUGGCCGACGUCGUCGGCGCCAAGCUCAUGUGGCUGACGGGCAGCUACCUGUUCGUCGCCUUCACGCUGGGCGUCGGGCUCGCGCGGACGGGGCUCCAGAUCAUCAUCUUCCGGACGCUGCUCGGCGCCGCCAUCGCCAUGUGCCUGCCCACGGCCGUGGGACUCAUCUCGAACACCUUCCCGCGCGGGCCCUGGCGCAACAUCGCCUUCGCCAUGAACGGCAUGGGCAGCCCGCUGGGGUACGCGCUCGGGCUCGUCCUCGGCGGCGUGUUUGCCGACACCAUCGGCUGGCGGUGGGCGUACUACAUGAUGGCCAUGAUCAACGUCUGCCUCUCGACGUGCGCCAUCUGGUCGCUGCCGCCUGUGCGGGUCUCGUCGGAGCGCAGGUGGGCGGCUCGCCUCGCUCAUGAUAUUGACUGGGUUGGCGCCGUCAUCAUGAGCGCCGCGCUCGGUAUGCUGCUCUACGUCCUGGCCAUGACGUCGUCUUCGUACAAGAAGCUAAGCGACGCCGCCAACAUUGCCACGCUGAGCGUGUCCCUCGUCCUGCUGGCCAGCUUCCCGUUCUGGAUGGAUUACCAGACGAGGCGUGGCAGGCCUGCCCUGAUUCCGAACAGCCUUUGGCGGAACUGGUCGUUUACGUCGGUGUGCAUCGCCGUCUUCUUUUGCUGGGCGUCGCUCAACGGCAUCGAGUACUUUACGACCCUGUACUUCCAGAAAGUCGAGGGACUGUCGGCGCUGCAAAGCUCCCUGCGAUUCCUGCCGCACGUCAUCAUGGGCACGGCGGUCAACAUCAUCACGGGCCUGCUCAUCUCGCGGGUCAAGGUGCGCACCCUGGUGCUCGUCUCGGCGCUCAUCAGCAUGGUGGCACCGCCGCUCAUGGCGACCAUCGACGUGGGCGAGAACUACUGGCUCGCGCCUUUCUGGGCCAUGUUUCUGUCGCCAGUGAACCCAGACGUGCUAUUCACCGUGUCGAAUCUCGUAAUAUCGGACGCGUACCCCCCGGAGAUGCAGUCGCUGGCCGGCGGCGUCUUCAACGAGGUUGGGCAGUUUGGCAACUCGGUCGGACUCGCCAUUACUGCGGCCAUUGCGGCGUCGGUCACGGAGCACACCGAGGCGGAGGCCGUGGACACGCUCAUGAAGGGGUACCGGGCGGCGUUUUGGACCAUCUUCUCGAGCUGCGCCGUUGUUGCGGUCGUCGCGUGGUUUGGACUGAGAAAGGGGGGUAUCGUAGGCCAGAAGAGAGAUUAA